Messenger RNA from Triplophysa dalaica, 8502 nucleotides. RefSeq names its product centromere protein F (gene cenpf). Gene Ontology annotation, cellular component: spindle pole; nucleus; chromosome, centromeric region. The record is from RefSeq and is a predicted model, not a curated record. Gene Ontology annotation, biological process: mitotic cell cycle; regulation of G2/M transition of mitotic cell cycle; metaphase chromosome alignment. Gene Ontology annotation, molecular function: transcription factor binding; dynein complex binding; protein homodimerization activity. Lineage: Eukaryota; Metazoa; Chordata; Actinopteri; Cypriniformes; Nemacheilidae.
AACAGAUCGCGUAGAGGGAAGUGUGUGCGUUAUUCCCGUAAGGGGUUGCUUAUAUAUUUCUUUAAGAUAAUGCAAGUAUAUUGUGAGAAGCAACAGCAUCUUCAGUAAGCAUGAGUUGGGCUGUGGAAGAAUGGAAGGAUGGCCUUCCUGGAAAGGCAUUACAAAAGAUCCAGGAGAUGGAAAGUCAACUGGACAAGUUAAAGAAGGAAAGACAACAGAAGCAGUUUCAGAUGGAUUCCCUCGAAGCUACUUUACAGAAACAGAAGCAAAAGAUGGACAGUGAGAAAAGUGAAGCCGCUUCCCUUAAAAGGGAAAACCAGUGUUUAGUUGAGUCUUGUGAAAGUCUGGAUAAGACGAGACAGAAACUUGCACAUGACCUUCAAGUGAAGGAGCAGCAGGUGAAUUAUUUGGAGGGGCAACUCAACUCGAGCAAAAAGCAAAUUGACAGACUGGAACAAGACGCCAAAAUAUACAAAAGUGACUUUGAACGCUCCCAAACGUCACAUGCGGCAGAAAUCCCACAGUUCAAUACACCACAAAAAACAUUUGCAACCCCAGCAACACCGAAUCAUUGGCAACAGGACUCAAGAAUAGGUGACUUACAGGAAAAAUACAAUCGAGAAGUUGAGGAGCGGAAGAGGUUGGAAGCAGAAAUCAAAGUCAUGCAUGUUAAACUUCUCAAUCAGUCAUCAAUGAGCCAUAAAGACAUUGCACGACAACAGUCAGGCUCCUCUAUUUUUCCUUGGCAACAAGAACAAACACACAGUCAUCAGUCACUGACUUCGAUGGAAACGCCCUCUAGGAGAAGAAAUGGACCCUCGUGGUCUUUUGAUGACACACCAAUAAAGCCCCAUCAGCAGUUCACAUCAGGGACUCAGAAUGACACCGCUGGCUCACAGCAGAUGGAACAGCUUAAGAAUAUAAAUCAAGAUCUCAGGGCAAAGGUGUCGGAGUUAGAGCUCCGUCUUCAGGCUCAAGAGAAAGAUGUGAAGAAUCAGAUCAAUAAGUUCAGUGAAAUUCAAAGUCAACUCGAGAUGGCUAGGAAAGAUCUGGCAGAGAAAGACAAACUCCUGAGCAAGUCCAGAGAUGAACUCGCAAAGGCAACCGGCCAAUAUGAGCAGUCAGUUUCAAAGUGUUCAUCAGUUGAGCAGAAGCUGAAGCAAGUAAUGGAGGAGAUGAACUGUCAGAGACACAACUCGGAAAUGAUGCAUCGAUCUCUGGAGCAGAAGAUCAAAGACCAGGAGAGAGAGAGUCAGAAGGAACUCGCACAGCUUCAAAGCUCGCAUCAAGCUCUUGAUCAACAGUUUAACCAGGUGAAAAAUAAAAUGAGUAUGGAGAUCCAACAAGCCAAAAAAGACAACAAUAUUUUGCAAUCUGAAAUGGAUAAGGUGACUGCUUUGAAGAAUCGACUGGAGAAAGACCUGGAUGAGCUGAAGCAGAAACAUCUCCGGUCUGAGCAGGCCCUUCAGGCUACUCAGACGAAAGAGACUGAGAUAAAGAAGAAGUUUGAUGAAAUGCAAAGAGAGAAGAAUACUCUCAGUUGUCAGUUAGAACAAGGACUGAAGAGGGUUAAACAACUUGAAGAAGAAAAGCUAAUUAUUGAGCAAAACCUUGCCAAAAACCGUACAACGGUGGAUGAUUUAAAAGUUAAGACACAAACUCAGACUGAAGAACUGACUGAAAUUCGCAAAAAGAUGGACCGUCAGAGUGCGUCGUCUGCUCAGGAGCUGGAACAUGCCAAGAAAAACCUUGCUGAAAUUGAAACGAAAAACAUGAAGAUUCAGGCUGAGUUGCAAAAAUUAGUCGACGAGAUUGAAAUGAAAGGUAAUAAGAUAUGUGCUUUGGAGAAAGAAAACGAGAACAUCAAAAUGACCACAAACUCCUGUCAGAAAGAAGUUGCAGAGACGAAGAAAGAAUAUGAGACUCUCCUCGAGUGGAAAACUGAAAAAGAACAGCUGAUCAGUAAUGCUGAAUCAAACCGUGAGGAAAUGCUGAGUAAAAUUGCUGAUCUGGAGAGAGAUUUGGCCAGUCUGAAUGGUGCUCACGAUAGUCUCACCAAGCUGCAAGACUCAGAAAAUGAUAAGAUUUGCAUCUCUGGUCAGAUUGAUGCACUCAAAGGGGAGCUUCUUAACAAGUGUGUGGAGCUGGAGGAGAAAGGGAGAGCGUAUGAGGAGCUGCAACAUCAGUUCAGUGAGACGGAUCAAAAACAUACUAAGGAGAUGGAAAAUUUAAAACUGCAGAUUUCUCAAAUGGAUGGACAGGUGAACGAACUCGAAGCUAAACUGCAUCAGAAAAUAAACAAGGUGAAGGAAAUGGAACAGGCCAAUGGUCAACUCCUUGCAGAGUAUGAAAGUGCCUGUGACUUGGCUAAGUCAAAAGACUCCAUUAUUGAGAUGAACAGAACAGAGAUUACACAUCUUCAGGAAUCUAUUUCUUCACGAGAGCAGGAGUUUGAAAAGUGUAGAGAAGAGAAAUGUACAUUGGCAAAAGAAUAUGUAGACAUUCUUGCCCGAAACAAAGAGCUGGAGGAGGCGAAGUCGAACAUGGAACAAAGCCAACAGGAAGUGCUUGAUAAAAUUGCAUCCCUGGAAUCAGACAUGGCAACCCAAAAAAGUUCAAAUAGAGCUAUUCAAGAAAAAUAUGAUGAUCUUUCUAAACUCAAAGUGGAUCUUGUAGAGAAAGUAUGUUUAGCUGAAAAGAGAGAAAAGGACCUUGUUAAUGAAGCUGAAGCUCUGCUACAAAAGUGCAAUUCUCUCAAAUCUCUUGAAGAGCAGUUUAAUUCUCUUGUGGCUGAGGAAGAAAAUACUAGAAAUGCUCUCGAGAAAAUAAAUGAGCUGCAAGUUCAGACCGCUUCGGAGUUAGAAAGUCAGAAGACUAUAGCAGAGACUCUUGCAAAUAAUGUAGAGGAAGAACGAAGAAAGGCCUCAAUCUUAGAGGAGGAUAAUACACAAAUUAAAGUGAAGUUACAGAAGUUUGAAAAUGAAGCAAAGGACGUGGCAGAAAAGUAUGAAAGUCUUCAAAAACUCCACAGUGUCGUUUGCCAAGAGAAAGAAAAUCAUUUUAAUCAGGUAUCCAUGCUUACAGAAGCACUUGCCGAAAAAGAUGCCUUAAUCGAACAUUUUGCUGAAAUACGAACCGAGCUUGAGACCUCAAAGCAGUUGUGCAUCACCCUUAAGAAUUCACUACAGAGUCUUCAAAACCUGUACGAUUCUUCAAUCGAACUAAAUUUAAGUCUGGAAAAAACUUUACAAGACAGAUCUGAGGAACAAGCUUCAGUAGAGACACGCCUCAAGGAGCUCACUGAAAGACAUGGCAGGGAGACUGACGGUUUUGUCUCUGAAAUGGAAGCUCAUGUGAAGAAACAAAAAGGUUUAGAAGAGCACUUUAGAAUUCUUGGUGCAGAAUUGGAGUGCAAAUGUGUGGAGGUCAGAAAUGCUUCUGAAAAACUUGAAGUGGUUGCUCUAGAGAAGUCAAAGUUGAUGGAAGAUCUUUGCUUAUCUAAUGAAAAACUCAAUGAGGUAACUGAAUCCUAUCAGAAAGUUUCAAAGGAACUCGAAAAUAUACAACUAAAUUCAUUGCCACACAUGCAUGAAAUAGAAAAUCUUAAAGCUGCACUGACAGUAUUGAAGAACCAAGAGGAAGCCAAAUCCAGUGAAAUUAAAACUUUAAAGGAAAAACUUCAGGAAGCACAAUCUGAGCAAGCUAAAGGCUUGGAGGCACUGAAAGAGAAAAAUAUAAACAUGAGUAAAAUCGAAGUCCAGCUUGAAAUGUUGCAAAUGGACCUUGAAGACAAUGAAACCUGCCUUAUUGCAUUUGAUACACAAGUAGAGGAGCUACGUGGCAACAUCAGUGUUCUUGAAGCAAAGUUAAGUGAAAGCGAAGCCCAGAAAUCCACUUUACAAACCGAACUUAAGUCGGUUAAAGAAGACUAUACGAAGAGCAUCCUUGAAGUGUCACAGCUAUCUGCAUGUUUGGAGGAAACACAGAAGGGAAAACAAUGUAGUUCUGCAUUAGUUGCCGAGAUGGAGUCUCUCCAGGUAACCAAUGAAAAACUGAAAGUUUCCAUAGAGCAAGAAAAAUGUAAGCAGGCAAACCUUGAAGCAAUGUAUAAUAAUCUGUUGGAGCAGAAGAAUAAACUGGAAUCGGCUUUUAAGGAAUUUAAAGCAGAUGCACAGAAUUCACAAGGGAAAUUGGAUAGCCUUAAGCAGAGAAAUGAAUGUCUGGUGUGUGAGAUUGCUCAACUCCAGUCUCACAAUGAACAGCUUCAGUGUGAGAGGACUCUUGCAGUAAACUCUGACCCAGACAAAGAGCCUACUGCAUAUGAGAAUGACCCAGAUGUGUCGCAAGAUAUUUGUGAAAUGCCAUUUGCAAACACGUCUAUAUUGCCUUUUGAAGAAGAUGCUGCUCUCGUGGGUAUUUCCUCGAUUGAUGAUAAACAACCAGCUUCACAAAAAGAGGCCACAGACUUGUCAGCAGUCGAGGAAGGCCAAUAUUUACAGCUAGAAAAUCAAAGUAAGGCCACUGACCUUGAGGAGGUAUCUCAUGUUCUUGAGGAGACUGUCAGAACUAUGGAGGAGCAGAUGGGGGUUAAAAUAGAGCAAGUGAAAUUGCAGCAUGCUGAGGAGAUCAAGAACAUGGAAGAGCAAAUGCUCAUGAUCAAAAAUGAGUUGGAGGCCAAGCUUAGGGAUGAACAACAGCACACAGAAAUCUUGUCCUCACAACUGGAGGCGACCAUGCAACAACUGCAGGAAUUGGACCUUGCAUCAUCCUCCUUGCUGGCACCCGAAACCUCAGAGGCAGUGAAAACUAAUAAAUCUGACGAACAAGAUAACAUAAUACAGAAUCCUGAUCAGUCAGACUUAAGUGAUAAAACACUUUUGGAACUUACAGCAAUAAAGGAAACUCUAGAGAAGCGAGAAGAGGAAUUUCUACAUUUGCAGUCUCAGUUUGAACUUUUGACAUCAGAAAUGACGAUAAGAAGAGAUUUGUGCUCAGAGCUGGAGGGAAAAGUCUCUGAAAUGGAAGUAGAAAAGGAAAACUGCACAUACAAGGUUACAUCCAUCACUGGGGCGAACCAAAAACUGAACGACUACAUUGUAGAAUUGACGAAUGAGAUUGAUUCGUUGACAUUGCAACUUCAGACCUCCAAAUGCCAGCUGUCAGAUGUUAUGGAGAUGAUGGAAAGCUUGCAGGUCGCUAAAGGUGAGUGGAAUGAGAAGUACUUUCAGACGGAGAGCGAACUCAAACGGGUGCGGUCAGAGAAAGGCAAUCUGGAGAAGCAUAUCCUGUCCAUGGAGGCUGACAUCGAGGAGAUUCAAGACCAAAAACAGAAACUGGGAGUAGAGCUUGAAUCAGAAAGGAGGACAAAGUGUAGCCUUGAACAGCAACUCGGUGCCAUUGUUGAAGAGGGUGGGCAGCUUAAAGAAGAGCUUGUUCUUUGUGCCGAGGAGAGGGAGAGUGAAUUGCACUCGCUAAUGAAGUGGAAAGAAAAGGCUGAGCUGCUAGAGAAGAGAGAGGCUGAUGCACGAGAACUUAUAAAAGUGCUAGAAGAUGACAUAAGGGCUGGAAAGAGACAAAUCGAAGUGACGUCUGAACAAAUUAAUGUCCUGCUUAAAGAAAAAGAGCAGGUUAUGCAACAAUCAGAACACAUUGAGAAUACAAUGACUCUGUAAGAAGAGAAUACAAAUUUGAUAAGUGAAUUGAACAAUUUAAAGAGCAGUGAUUAUUGUGCCUCAAGAGAGUCUGAAAAUAUGUCUUCCAAAAUCCAUUCUCUUGAGAACGAGAAUGUCAGGGUGUCCCAAUCCCUGGAAUCCACCCUCUUGGAGAAGGGCGAAAUAGCCUCCAGGUUGAUUUCCACUCAGGAGGAGGUAGCUCAGAUGAGACGGGGAAUUGAAAAACUAAAGGUUCGAAUCGAAUCCGACGAGAGGAAGAAAAACCACAUGAGUCAGCUGCUCAAGGAUGCGCAGAGGAAGGCGGAUGCCCUUCAGGACAAUAUUGAAAAGCUUGAGAGAGAAAAAUAUAUUUCCGAGGAGAAUCUAGAAGAUGCAUUUCUGCAGGCAGAGAGCGCCAAAGCUGAGCUUGAGGAGCUACAGGCCGAACAACAAGAGCUCACCAAGAAAAUUGAGGAGAUGACCAAUGAGCUAAAAGACCUCAAGGAGGAGAAAUGCAAACUUGAGGAGGAACUUCAGCAAAAGAACACCCUCAUUGAGGAGUUGAAGUUGUCCAAUCGAGAAGCUUCUGAGAAACUUAAAUCCGUUGAACAGGCUAUGGAAGAGGCGACAGUGAGUCAACAACAAGCUAUACAGGGUUUCCAGUCUAAAGUUGGUGCCAUGGAGGAGGAACUUCUAUGCUGUAGAAAUGAGCUAGAAUCAAGUCAUUGUAAAGUUCAGGAUCUCGCCUCUCAGUUGCUGUCAUUACAGUCUGAAAAUAGCCAGUUUGCACAGAGAGUCCUUGAAUAUGAAAAGUGUCAGACGGAGCUCCAUUCAUCCAACCAGUUACUCAUGAAAGACCUCGAAACCAGGCAAGAGGAGUUCAACAAAGAUAAGGCACAACUUCAGUCACAAGUCACUGAAUUGCAGGCAUUAUCUUUAGUUCGGGAGGAGAGAGAUCAGCUCCAAAAUGAGAAGGUUAUACUGCAGUCUACUAUAACGGAGUUGGAGAAGAAUGCCCACAUGCAGUCUGCAAGGAUUGAGGACACACAGACAAGCGUUACAUCUCUGGAGAACCAACUCAAUGCUAUGCAGCUCAUGAACUCAGAACUGACGCAAAAGUUAAAUGCGCUGAAUGAAAGCAGUUUGCAACUUCAGGUGCAACAUCAGCGACAACUUUGUGAGGCAAACGAAGAGCAGAAGGCCUUGGAGAGUAAACAAAAUCUAUUGACUUGUCAACUGCAGGAGGCUCAACAACAAGCUGAGGCAUACAAGGUCAGUUUAGAAGCUCUGACAUUAAAGAAACAUGGCCUAGAGAGACAGCUGUCCGAGAUCCAAGAAACUCAUGAUGCUCAGGUGCUGAAGAACAACAGGAGAUAUGAGGAGAACCUGAAACGGAAUGAGAUGGAUGUCAGUGCAUUGAAAGAGAAAAUGACAGCAGUUGAGGAAAAAUCUGCACAGUAUCUGUCAGAGCUGAACAGCUGCAGGUCUCGGGAUGAAGAUGUGGAAUCUGCCUUAAAGGAAUUACAUAUAAAAUUGGAAACUUGUGAGAAAGACAAGGCAGAGUUGGAGUCAAAGGUUGUACGCCUAUCCAAGGAGAAAGACAGUGCUAUGAGUAAGAUCAGUUUGUGGAUGAAGUCAUGCAAGCAGCUGGAGAGUGAGAAACAGGCCCUGCAGGACGAACUUGAGAAGACAGCAGCACUUCAGCCUCCACAGAGACAAGGUGACAAUAGCAGCAGUGAUGCUCUGCAGGAGGAGCUGCAAGAACUGCGAGAAGCUCUGGAGGAGAAGAGCCGCGAAGCUGAUGAAAGCAUGGACAGAUACUGUAGCCUCAUGGUGAAAGUUCACAAGCUAGAAGAGACCAACGAAAGCCUCAAGAACCAGGUUAAACAGCUGACCGCCCAGGCAAAGACCUCCAAGAGCAGAAGGUCCCUCAGGUCAGAGAAGAGUGGCCUGGAGAACAAUAACCCUGUGGAGCGUGCAGACAGUAUGCCAGCGAUGAAAAGACAAAGAGCGGAUGACACCCCAAACAAAGCACAUGAGGCUCUGCACAACAUCACUAAAAGACUCAAAGCUGCAGCUGGAACACCCAAAGCUGUUCAAGAUGAUGAGGACUUUAGACCAGAGGGUUUGCCCGAACUGGUGCAGAAAGGUUUUGGAGAUAUUCCUCUUGGAGAGAUGAGCCCAUUCAUCAUACGUAGAACCACAGUGCAGCGAUGCAGCCCUCGCCUGGCUGCCCGGACCGCUGCAACUCAGCAGAGUCCAACUUCCACUGAACCAUCAACCACAAAAUCCAAACGGACAGUAGAGGGCAACACAUCAAAGACGGUGCCCGAGGCAGUCCAGAACAGUGCUGCUGUUUUGACUUCAAUCUCUAACAGUCCUCAAGCAAAGACCUGUGAGAAUUCUGUGAAUGGUGCAGAGAAGAUGUUGUCCAGACGUUCUCGCAGCAUCAUGAAAACCCCUGAGAAAAGGGUCAACGUCUCAGGGCAACAAAAUGACAACUGUCAAGUCCAGUGAUUGGCCGUGAUGCGUAUAAUCUGUAAAAUGUUUUUGACAUUUGAUUCAUGCACUGGCUUUUUAGCUUUUGUAUAUAAUAUUCUAGGGCAGCUGUAUUAUUCAUUCUCGUUUUCCGUUUCAUUUUCUUCUAUAUGUUUUUUCUAUCUUUUCCAUUUUAAACGCAAAACAACUAUGUUUUUGUCGUUUUUAACUCAUCGUUUUGUCUUUGUGUAUGUUAUAUUGAUCUGAUUUUUUUCUGCCAUUGUGUUUUAUGUAAAAAAAUAACAUAUACUCCAUGUUUACCUUAUGCCAUGUACUUCCUUCAGUACUUUACUAAAGUUCACCCUUAGUGUUU